GGUAGUAACUAUAUAGUAAUUUUGUUCUUGUACAAUAUUGUACUUUGGUUAUAUAAAAAUAUUAAUAAUAUAUUAAUAUUAAUAUUAAAUACAUGUACUAAAAUGGAUAUUAAACCAGGAAGUCCUUAUGAUAUUAACGGUGCAUGUUUCAAUGCAGAAAUGUAUGUCAAAAAAGUACUUAAGGAGUCAAAUUUAAAACAAGUUAUAGACCAUGAAAGAGAAAUACAUCAAGAUAUUCAAUCUUUACAUUCUGACAUGCAAACUUUAGUUUAUGAAAACUAUAACAAAUUUAUUUUGGCUACUGAUACAAUUGGAAAAAUGAAAAAUGAUUUUAAAAGCUUAGAAGAAGAUAUGGAAAUGCUUUUAUCUAAAAUGGAUGAGAUUACUCAUACAUCAGAAAUAAUUACAUCAAAUUUGCAUGCUAAUCGAGAUGAAAUAUCAAAACUUUCAGAGACCCAUACAUUAUUAAAACGUUUGCAAUUUGUUUACACUCUACCUACAACAUUAAAUAAACUUUUAACAAAAGGAGAUUAUGCACAGGUUGUUCAAGAAUAUUUACACGCUCAACGAGUUUUAACACAAUAUGGGAAUCAAGAAUCCUUAAAGGGAAUACUUAAUGAUUGUAAUAAUAUAGUGAAUGAACUAAUGAAAAUUUUAUAUAGCCAUUUAAGAGAUAAAGAUAUUACUGGUAAAGAAUUAACUAAAUCUGUUAAUCUUUUACUCCAACUUGAUGAGCCAGUUUUAUCACUUUGCAAAGAAUUUUUGUUACACUCAAAAAAUCGUCUAUUUGAAUCAUUGCACGUACUUGAAUUGCAAGUGGAAAAUUUAAAUCAAGAUAUGAUUGAAUUCAUUGAUUUAGGAAGCGACACUUUCUUUAGUCAAUUGUGCAUGGUAAUCACAUCAUUCAAUGAUAUGUUUAUUGAAAACCUAUCAAAAAAUGAUGAAAAUGAAGAGAUCGAAAUCAGUAUAAAUCAAUUAAAUGUGUUUGUUGAAGAAAAUAUGAUUCGAUACUUGGAAAUAGUUCAAUGUUAUAUUGAUAAAAAUACAAGUGACACAGCGAUCCUAGUUAGAGCUUUGGAUAGAUUUUACAGGAAAAUUCAAGCAAUUGGAAAAUUGUUUUCCUACAAAGAUUUUACACUGAAUGCUUUAGAGAUUAUUUCUUCUGCUGCACAUCGUCAAACUAAAUUACACUUGGCUAUGUUAAAAGCGCAUUUCCAUGAUAAACUAGCAACUGUACGUCAAUCAUUAGUGUCUUUACAAAAAUUAAAUGAUAAUGGAUUUGCAAUGGAAUCCUUAGCAUCAUUAACAUCAGAUGUAAUAGAAAAAGUUAAAGGAAUUUUACAAGAUAUUUCUGCAUUUUUAGAACCAGAAGUAUCAUUUUCAACCAAUCAUGCUCUUCGAAAAUCCAUUAGUGUUGAUAAUGUACGCGAAGGACUUGUUGUGGAAUUUUUACAUUAUUUAUCUUCAGCUGCUCGUUCUUAUACUAUAUGCAUACCUUGCCCACCUGCUUUUCUUUUCCUAAUCAUGACAAAAAUGUGUCUCGAAUAUCAAAUGUCUGGUAUUAGUUAUUUGUUACAAUUAGUUGAUGAAACUUAUGAGAUUAAUAAAUAUUUUGAAAUCAAAAACAAGAACUCAUCUCAACUUAGCUCUGAAGUUGAGCUGGCAUCAGAUAUGCAUUCUGCUGCUCAAGAUCUUGUUAACUAUUAUGUCCGUGUUGAAGGACUAUCCAUAUCACAAAUGUUAAAGAAAUCAGUCGAAACUCGUGAUUGGCUUCAUAGUUUAGAACCAAGAACUGUGCGUGCUGUUAUGAAACGAGUGGUUGAGGAAAUUACAUCUGUAGAUAGUCAAGUUGGUGAAUUAUUUGAAGAAGGUAUGCGAACAGACAGAAGUAGUGAUUCAAGUCGUAGGACUCAAAUGUCUAGGCAUAUUAGAGCAUGGUCAUCUGGUGGAACAGCUGCAAAUACCCAAACAUUUUCCGCCAUUAAUAGAUUAUUUUCAGAACGCAUAGACAUAUUUUCACCUGUUCAAUUUUCAAGAGUUUCUAUUACAACAGGCAUUAUUAAAAUAAGUCUAAAGACACUUUUAGAAUGUGUUCGUUUAAGAACAUUUAAUCGCUAUGGACUUCAACAGGUUCAAGUUGAUAUUCAUUAUUUACAACUUUAUUUGUGGCGAUUUGUUUCAGACGAAAAUUUGGUACAUUUGCUUCUGGAUGAAAUAUUGAGCAGCUCUGUUCAUAGAUGUUUAAAUCCAGUAUUAAUGGAACCAAGUGUUGUUGAAAUUAUUUGUGAAAGAGGUUAAAUACUUAUAUUCUGUAUUAUGUGAUGUAAUGUAACUGUUUUUAUUUUUUUAAAUUAUAUUAUACUAUAUUGUUA
Messenger RNA from Rhopalosiphum maidis (corn leaf aphid), 2372 nucleotides. It is a transcript of the gene Vps51, whose product is annotated as vacuolar protein sorting-associated protein 51 homolog. Lineage: Eukaryota; Metazoa; Arthropoda; Insecta; Hemiptera; Aphididae. Gene Ontology annotation, biological process: Golgi organization; endocytic recycling; lysosomal transport. The transcript is spliced from 15 exons. The coding region runs from base 103 to 2298 and encodes 731 amino acids. Gene Ontology annotation, cellular component: membrane; EARP complex; GARP complex. The record is from RefSeq and is a predicted model, not a curated record.